AAAUUCAUAAUUGGGGGGUCUCCAGCUCUGCCUGUGUCACAUGGAAGCACAGUAGCUGAGCCGAGGGGAUGCGAGUAGAGAUGGAGGGGGCUUGAGGGACCGUGGAGGAGAAAAAGCUGCCACUUGGAGAUAUUAUUGGAGAUAACAGCUGCAGCAGAGGCGGCGGCGGCGGCGGGGCAACAGAUAGGCAACACUUCCCAGCCUCCCUUCGGGCUGGGGAGCAGAGGAGCGCGGAGCAGGGCGCACAAGGGGGUCAGCGGGCGCUCAAAAGGAUGCCACAUGCAAUAUGCUGCAUUCCCGUCCUGUGAAGCCCAGGAACAGCCGAGGUAUUCGCCGUUGAUCGAUUAUGCUGGCGGGGAGCGCCUGGUCCGAGGGGAAACUGAAGGAAGCGACCGGGGUUGACGCUGCGCCUCCCCAAAGCUGAAUCCCAGUGAGACCGUGGCUCUUCCCUGCGUGCAUGAGUGUAAGGGUGUGAGUGUGAGUGUGUGAGAGCAAGUGAGCGUCAGCGCUCCCACAUGGCCUCCAUGCAGGACGGGCUGAACUUCACGGCUCCUCCCUACGGCAAGGUCCUGCUGCUGGGUGCUAUCGCUGCUGCCUCAGCCUUUGUUGUUACGAUCCUCAUUGUGGUGCUCUGCGUGGGCUGCCAGAGGAAGGGGAAGACACACAAUGUCCCCGGCGAGGGCGGAAAACACCGACUCAUGGACAUGGGUAUACUCAGGCAGUCGAAGCUGCGGUCCAUCAGUAAAUCAGAUACUGAGAUGAACAAGAUGAACUGCAAUGGCAAAAGCAGGCAGCUUCCCCAGAUCCCCUCUGGGACUGGAGAGGACGGCGAGCACACUUAUUCUGAAGUGGGCCGGCGCUCCUCCACCACACGUACUGACGAUGCCCUCUACGCCAUGGUAGGCAGGGCCGGGCAGACGGACACUCCGGCCCCUCCGGCCGUCCCUGCCAACACCCCGGCCCCCCCAGACCCAGACGGGGACGUGGAAGGAGGGCUGCCCGAACCCGAGGCCCAGGUCAUGUCUCCACCUCACCCGCCGGAGACGGCCGAGUACGCCUGCGUCAGGAAGCUGAGGAAGGCCGACAAGGCGCCUCAGAAGAGGGACAGCGGGACGGACAUGGGGGAACCGCCGGCACCGCCUCCACGACACGCCCCGCCAUCACACCCAGCCCCUCAUCCACCACACCCGCACAGCACAAAGUUGCCCCGCAGAAACGUUGAGGCCUUUAAUGUCCCGUCAUUCCCAAAGGAGGUGAUGUUUAUGGGAAACGGAGAGCAGUACAUCUGGAAGCCUCCAGAGGACGACGACAUGCUCAUGCUCCAAAAUAAAGCUCUGGCCCCACUGGGUGCCCACACGGUGGAGAAUAUACAACCGUCUGCUGCAGCGGUGGCUGAGAUGUACUCGAAGGUGUGUAAACCAGGAAAGAAGAAGAGAGCGGUGCCGGGUUCUCCACCAGGCAACCCCGGCUUCCGGACCUUGGGUCGUGGUGACCGGGACCGAGACCGGGACGGGGGGUUUAGUGUAGUGGUCAAACCCCAGACAUGGGCCCCUCAGGAGGGCAAAGCCGUGGGAGGGCCCCUCGACGACCACUGCUACGAGUCCAUCGGGACGGAGGAGUGCGAUCCGGCCUAUGAGAACCUGGAAGGAGGCGGCUGGAAGCGAGAGCGGCCCCCCAACACUUGUGCCACCCUGCGGCCGAGGAGGAAGAAAGCCCAGCAGCCCUUGCAGCAGCAGCAGCCCCCUCCGCCGCCGCCGACGCAGCAGACCCCCAAGCUGCAGCACCUGCCUGCCAAAGCCCUGCUGCUGCCGGGGGAGAACCUGUACGAGAGCAUCGGUGACCUGAAGCAGGGCUCUGCCACCUCCAGCACCACCACCAUCUUCACUUUCAACGAUGGCAUGGAGAUGUAUGUAACAGGGCUCUGAGGCGGCUGCACUGUGACCCCCCUGACCUUCCAACACAAGGAGCUGAGCUACACCACGAGGAGUGACGGCUGAGCCCCUGUCAUGCUCACCCACACAUACUGUUUACAUUCAAGUCAUAACAUUAGGCCUGUCACAGGCUCCAGAGGCCUUGGGGCAGUAAUGUUGAUCUGUUAUGACCUGGGCUGAAUACAAAGUCCAAUCUAUAAACCUUAUAAGGAAUCCAAAGGUAGUGAAUAAUAAAUGAGCACAAGACCAUUGCAGAGCAAUCUGUAGGUGACAGUAGCACUUCUAUUUUACCGAUACAUAUGUGCAAAGCACAAUAAAGUGAAAAGCCUAAAUUCUUCCUCAAUUCUAGCGGGUAAAAAUAGUCAUAUAUUUGGUCCGAGCAGGACUCUUAUUUGGGGAAAAGGCACAGCAUUGUGUGAAAUAUUUUGGUAGCACUUAGUCUGUCAUGAGCAGGCCUUCCCUGUAGUUGGUCAAGAUGUGAUUCAGGACGAGAUUUAAAUGAUAUAAAGGAAUGAAUUACUAAUCAAAAUACUUGAAAGCUCAGGGACCAAGAGAAACAAUUAUGAGAGUAUUAUAAGAGCAAAUUGCACACAUUUUGCAUUCCUCCUAAAAGCUUCGACUAAUUUAGACCAUUUUUACAUUAAAAAGCCGACCAGAUACUUCCCUCCAUCAUGUUUUGUUUCACCUCACAUGGACUGAACACUGUCUCCCCUGCCGUCUGUAAAUGAAGUGUUUUACUUUGUUGAUCCUGUUUCUGCACUUUGCCUGCUACAAGUUGCAUGCUUAAAAAAGUGAAAAAAAAAAAAAAAAAUCAAGCACUGUCAUGUGGUACCUCUAUAUGAAUGUUUUUUUUUUUCCUUUCUAUUGUCGUGGGUUGUUUAUUUUCUAGUGUGUUGCUUUAUUUCUCUGUAGAGCUCAAAGCCAGUUAAAGUAAGGAUGUCUUUGGCUCGGUGGGACUCCGUGCAGCAGAGAGGAGCAUUCAUUUUCUCUCCUGCGCCUGCGACACACUCACACAGUACAGAUGAAACAAGACUAAAGAGAACUGCUCGAGUCCUAAAGGUGGAGACAGUCCACUCGACCUCCCCUCCUUCCUCCCCUCGUCGUCCCACAGCUCCCCCUCCGUCUGCUCAGUCCUCGCUCAUAUCUGUGGACUGUUCAUCUACAUGGUUCCCUGCCUUGUGGUCAUAUGAAUCUGCUUGGGUUUCAUCAUAGUGCAGCGUGGAAAAGCUACAGUAGAACUGAUGUGUAUUAGCAAACGUCAUGUCUCAUCGUCACUCCAUCGAUGAACACUCUCUGUUAUCAGUGUUGAAAAUAUUGCAGAAACGACAAAAAUUGUGAAGCAAACGGUUCGCUAAGCAGCAGAGCAUCACCCUGAGGACAACACACACAAAUCACAUCCAAAUCCUGAACAAUAGCAACGAUCUCAUUUGACCAAAUAUCCCCAGCAAACAAUGUGAUUAUACUGUAUGUUGAUGCAAUGUGUAUGUACAUGACAAAAGAGAAAGAAUAAUAAAUAUAUCAUCAGUGUCAAGAAAAUCUA
Molecule: messenger RNA, 3471 nt
Organism: Acanthochromis polyacanthus (spiny chromis)
Lineage: Eukaryota; Metazoa; Chordata; Actinopteri; Pomacentridae
Exons: 7
Coding region: 516-1925 (469 amino acids)
Biological process (GO): T cell receptor signaling pathway; intracellular signal transduction; B cell receptor signaling pathway
Cellular component (GO): plasma membrane; membrane raft
Source: RefSeq, a predicted model, not a curated record